Molecule: messenger RNA, 4667 nt
Organism: Dromiciops gliroides (monito del monte)
Lineage: Eukaryota; Metazoa; Chordata; Mammalia; Microbiotheria; Microbiotheriidae
Gene: FBXW11
Product: F-box and WD repeat domain containing 11
Exons: 15
Coding region: 363-1958 (531 amino acids)
Molecular function (GO): protein dimerization activity
Source: RefSeq, a predicted model, not a curated record
CCGCCGCCGCCACCACCACCGCAGCCGCCGCCGCCGCCAGCUUCAGGGCCGUUCGCCGCUGCGGGGAGCGAGAGGCGGAGGCGGGGCCGGUGCCGCAAUGGAGCCCGACUCGGUGAUCGAGGACAAGACCAUCGAGCUCAUGUUACCGAAGUGCAUGUUUGGGAUUUUGUUGAAGAAAGCUGGAUACAGUAAAGCUGAAGGAAUCUUGGAAGAUGAUUGACUGCUGUCUUUUCUCAGACUAGUCUGAAAGGGAAUACCCUCCACCCAUUCAUUCUGGAUUGGUGGAUCUGAAGUACAAACUAUUUUCCAGUGUUCUGUGCCAAGGUCUUUGUGGCUAGGCUGCUCCAACCUGGUAGAGAGCAAUGUGCGCACUGAGAUGCCUGCAGAGCAUGCCCAGUGUCAGAUGUCUCCAGAACACGUCAGUUAUGGAGGAUCAGAAUGAAGAUGAGUCCCCAAAGAAAAAUACACUAUGGCAGAUAAGUAAUGGAACAUCGUCUGUGAUAGUCUCCAGGAAACGACCGUCUGAAGGAAAUUACCAAAAAGAAAAGGACUUGUGUAUUAAGUAUUUUGACCAGUGGUCUGAAUCAGAUCAGGUUGAAUUUGUGGAACAUCUGAUUUCACGAAUGUGUCAUUAUCAGCAUGGACAUAUUAACUCUUACCUGAAGCCCAUGUUGCAGCGGGACUUCAUCACUGCUUUACCAGAGCAAGGCUUAGAUCACAUAGCAGAAAACAUCCUUUCUUACCUGGAUGCUAGAUCUCUGUGUGCAGCAGAACUGGUGUGUAAAGAAUGGCAGCGUGUGAUCUCUGAAGGAAUGCUUUGGAAAAAAUUGAUUGAAAGGAUGGUACGGACUGAUCCACUCUGGAAGGGACUUUCAGAAAGAAGAGCAUGGGAUCAGUACCUGUUUAAAAACAGACCCACAGAUGGCCCUCCCAAUUCAUUUUAUAGGUCACUGUACCCAAAGAUUAUCCAGGAUAUAGAGACUAUAGAAUCUAAUUGGAGAUGUGGGAGACAUAACUUGCAGAGAAUUCAGUGCCGCUCUGAAAAUAGUAAAGGUGUCUACUGUUUACAGUAUGAUGAUGAAAAGAUUAUCAGUGGCUUACGGGAUAAUUCUAUUAAGAUUUGGGAUAAAACCAGUUUGGAGUGUUUGAAAAUACUAACAGGACACACAGGUUCAGUCCUUUGUCUGCAGUAUGAUGAGAGGGUUAUUGUUACUGGCUCCUCAGACUCCACAGUGAGAGUUUGGGAUGUGAACACAGGAGAAGUUCUGAAUACAUUGAUCCACCACAAUGAGGCAGUCCUUCACCUGCGCUUCAGCAAUGGCUUAAUGGUGACUUGUUCAAAGGACAGGUCCAUUGCUGUGUGGGACAUGGCGUCACCCACUGACAUCACGCUUCGACGUGUAUUGGUUGGCCACCGAGCAGCGGUGAAUGUGGUUGACUUUGAUGACAAGUAUAUUGUCUCUGCUUCUGGUGACAGGACCAUUAAAGUCUGGAGCACAAGUACCUGUGAAUUUGUUCGUACUCUGAAUGGGCACAAACGUGGUAUUGCCUGCCUUCAGUAUAGGGAUCGACUAGUUGUGAGUGGGUCUUCAGACAAUACUAUUAGGCUAUGGGACAUUGAGUGUGGUGCCUGUUUGAGGGUUUUAGAAGGGCAUGAAGAAUUAGUCCGGUGCAUCAGAUUUGAUAACAAGAGGAUUGUGAGUGGAGCCUAUGAUGGAAAAAUUAAGGUUUGGGAUUUGCAAGCUGCUCUUGAUCCCCGGGCACCAGCAAGCACAUUAUGUUUGCGUACAUUGGUGGAACAUUCUGGACGGGUGUUUCGGCUGCAGUUUGAUGAAUUUCAGAUCAUUAGUAGUUCCCAUGAUGACACUAUUCUGAUUUGGGAUUUCCUAAAUGUGCCCCCCAGUGCCCAGAACGAGACCCGUUCUCCCUCUAGAACAUACACUUACAUCUCCAGAUAACAGUCUGCACUUUCACCCACAUCAGGGUUCCAUAGUCUUGAACUACUGGCUACACAGCUCUCACGUGCCCACAGGUGUUCAUUCACAGCUGAGUAUGAAGUUGGAAUUGGUUCUAGAUGCUGUGUAGAGGCAAAGCAGCACAACUCUAAAUUCUCAUUUUUCUUGUGAUCUCCAACUCCUGACUGUUUACUUGGAGGCAUUUAUGACGGUCACACCGACUUCAAGUACAUAAGAAAAAGCCUGUCCUUCCCUGCCAUGAAAAAAACCUAAUGCUUCAACUGUAAAUUUUUCAUAUAAACUGAAUUUACACUCUGUUUUACAGAAGUAAAUGAAAAUUCAAGAAAAGACUUGGCCUAAUUUAUAUUGCUUUGCACUUUGGUCUGACUUUAAAGAACAACAUCACAUUCUCCGAUGAAAUUUGGGUGCCAAACACAUGCCCAGAAUGUACAUUGUUCCUUUCAGACGUCGGCAUCCUCCUUUUGACUGUACGAGUUACUCCGCAUCAAGAACUUGUUUUAUAAGGAGUGUGUUGGACGUUUGGAAAUAUUUCUGGAUUGUUUAAUAAUAUUUUUGGAUUUUACUUUAUUUCUGCUCCACUUACUCCUUUUAAUUUAAAGAAUUGUAAACCAGAUGAUACUAUCUGCCAACUGGUAAUAUGGCACUGGCUUUUCUUUUAUUAAUGGCCCUCUCCUCCUGCUUUCCUCUGUUUUACUGAUAUUUGAUAUAGUCAUACCUUUACAUGAGUGCUUGCUCCUAAUUUAAAAUACUGUAUCAGCAUGUAGAUAGAAUGUACAUAACAGUUUAACCUCAAGGUGUAUGGAGUCAGGGCCUCCUGAUCCCGAGACACUAAUGCAGACUGUAUUAGCACUUAGCCACGGGAUAUUCUCAAUGACUGGCACCCAGGGGUUCAUGUGGAUCAACUAGAAUCCUCCGUGCAGUAUUCAUAAGAUUUUUUUUUUAUGGGAACUAUGUUUUAAAAUGUAAUUUCUAAGCUUAAGAAAAUUAAAAUGUUUUGUUUCUGUUCUGCAGUAUGUACAAUAGAUGUACCUUUAAAAAAAUUUUUUUGUUUGUUUCCUUAAUGGUAUUCUGAAGUACUUACAAGUUAGUGUUUUUUUUUUGUUUGUUUGUUUUGUUUUUGUUUUUUUUAAAUGUAGCAUCUACUUGGCUCCACAGUUGAACAAUGUCUCGAGUCAGAAUUUAAAUGUAUUUAUAUUUUUAAUUUUACUCUUUCUGAAUUGAAGUAGUAGCUCUUUCAAGAUUCUGUUGGCUGCCACGACUCUGUCUGGGUCUAGACUCUGUCUAGUUUUCAGGCCCUAGCCCCAGGCCAGUUCUUGGUGCAUGUGCUGGUAUGUGUGGUUCCUUUGUAGUUUUGUUAUUGGACAUCUCCUUCACCAGGCCUCUUUUGGGGCCUCCAUCUUAGGCUUCCUUGCCUUUCAUUCUCAGUCUCAUGUAUUUCGUGGCAUGCUUCUGUGGGAAGGGAUUACUCACAAAUGUCAUUUCUCUUGAUUUGCUUCGUAUGACUGCAGCUUUCAACAAAGGAUUUUGUUUUGUUACUCUUAGCUUCCAAAUGCACUAAAAUUCAAGUAGGUGUGAAUGACAUUGUCACAUUGACUGUCUGUGGAGAUCAGAUUGGCACUGACCUGUAGCUGGCGCGCUCUCUCUCUCUCUUUUUUUUUUUUUUCAUGUACAAUGUUAUGUUUUAUUUGUCCUUUGACAUUUGUUUUAAUCCAGGAAUGUCCAUGGUAUUUAAAGGACCAAUAAAUUAAUAUUAAAAUGCAGUGAACAAGCAUGGCUAGCAGUGGCAUCCUCUUGUGGAUCAAACCUCUUCCCAGCGAAAGCACACACAGAUACUACCAAAGGGCAGAUUGCUUUGCUAUAUUUUAUCCUUUGCAUCGAGAAAAAGUGUUGGGAUCAAUGUGUAGUUUCUCUUUUCUUUUUUCUUUUUCUUUUUUCUUCAGUUAAGCUUCCUCCUAUAUGUUACAAGUGAUUUCUUUCUUUGAGUGAUAGAACCCCAAAGUGCAGAAGUAGGGUGACCGUUUUGUAAGCUUGACAGUAGUUGGUGAAAGUGACUUAAUUUUAACCCUUUUCAUCUUAGAGCUUUAAUAUUAAACCGGCUAAGAAAAGAUGCUCUUGCAGCCCAGAAGAAAAUGGUGAAUUGUUUGUUUCUCAGAGAAGAGCAGCGUCCUUUUUUAUGCAUGUAUAAAAUGGAAAUUCUGCAUUUUCCUUGGGAGAUCAUGGUGUUUUGAACGUGCACACAACUUUUGAAUUGUGCUUACUAAACCAAUAGCAGUGGACUUUGUCUUUGGCACCCAAGGAAUCUGACUUCGGAGAUUCCUAGUAGCAAUUCCUGGCUGCACUCUGGAUUUGGUUUUGCUAACCGUAAUUGAACAAUUGUACAUUACUGCUAUAUUACUGUUUAAAAGCACUGGGAUAGUCUACUUCUAACUUGUAAUGAAUUAUGUUUGCCAAUUAUCUGUUUGAAAUAAGUUUGUGUCUGAACAGCUUAUUGAAACCGUUAAAUUGUACAGAUAUUGUUCAUGACCUAAAAGCUUUGUACUGUGGAAUGUGCUUAAUAAAAAAAAAAAAGUUUGACCCUUGUCCAGGAAAUUGCUAAUAUCAUUUUUAAAAAAAUUCUGCAUCACAGCUAAUCUGGCUUCAUGCAUUUGUUACUUCAGAUACUAAUUUAAAGCUAAUAAUCUUAAUAAAAUA